Messenger RNA from Symphalangus syndactylus (siamang), 1219 nucleotides. It is a transcript of the gene SFTPB, whose product is annotated as surfactant protein B. Gene Ontology annotation, biological process: sphingolipid metabolic process. The record is from RefSeq and is a predicted model, not a curated record. Gene Ontology annotation, cellular component: lysosome; alveolar lamellar body; multivesicular body. NCBI's taxonomy places the organism in Eukaryota, Metazoa, Chordata, Mammalia, Primates, Hylobatidae.
AUGCCCCAAGCAGGGUACACAGGCUGCAGAGGUGCCAUGGCCAAGUCAUACCUGCUGCAGUGGCUGCUGCUGCUGCUGCCCACGCUCUGUGGCCCAGGCACUGCUGCCUGGACCACCUCAUCCUUGGCCUGUGCCCAGGGCCCUGAGUUCUGGUGCCAAAGCCUGGAGCAAGCAUUGCAGUGCAGAGCCCUAGGGCACUGCCUACAGGAAGUCUGGGGACAUGUGGGAGCCGAUGACCUAUGCCAAGAGUGUGAGGACAUCGUCCACAUCCUUAACAAGAUGGCCAAGGAGGCCAUUUUCCAGGACACGAUGCGGAAGUUCCUGGAGCAGGAGUGCAACGUCCUCCCCUUGAAGCUGCUCAUGCCCCAGUGCAACCAAGUGCUCGACGACUACUUCCCCCUGGUCAUCGACUACUUCCAGAACCAGAUUGACUCAAAGGGCAUCUGUAUGCACCUGGGCCUGUGCAAAUCCCGGCAGCCAGAGCCAGAGCAGGAGCCAGGGAUGUCAGACCCCCUGCCCGAACCUCUGCAGGACCCUCUGCCGGACAAGCUCAUCCUCCCCAUGCUGCCCGGGGCCCUCCAGGCGAGGCCUGGGCCUCACACACAGGAUCUCUCCGAGCAGCAAUUCCCCAUUCCUCUCCCCUAUUGCUGGCUCUGCAGGGCUCUGAUCAAGCGGAUCCAAGCCAUGAUUCCCAAGGGUGUGCUAGCUGUGGCAGUGGCCCAGGUGUGCCGCGUGGUACCUCUUGUGGCGGGUGGCAUCUGCCAGUGCCUGGCUGAACGCUACUCCGUCAUCCUGCUUGACAUGCUGCUGGGCCGCAUGCUGCCCCAGCUGGUCUGCGGCCUCGUCCUCCGGUGCUCCAUAGAUGACAGCGCUGGCCCGGGGUCACCGACAGGAGAAUGGCUGCCGCGAGACUCUGAGUGCCGCCUCUGCAUGUCCGUGACCACCCAGGCAGGGAACAGCAGCGAGCAGGCCAUACCACAGGCAAUGCUCCAGGCCUGUGUCGGCUCCUGGCUGGACAGGGAAAAGUGCAAGCAAUUUGUGGAGCAGCACACGCCCCAGCUGCUGACCCUGGUGUCCAGGGGCUGGGAUGCCCACACCACCUGCCAGGCCCUCGGGGUGUGUGGGACCAUGUCCAGCCCUCUCCAGUGUAUCCACAGCCCCGAUCUUUGAUGAGAACUCAGCCGCCCAGGUGAGUCCAGGCCCCCAGUUGCGGGGAGGG